Cooperia oncophora is the source of this 390-nucleotide messenger RNA. The record is from the annotation of a GenBank genome assembly. NCBI's taxonomy places the organism in Eukaryota, Metazoa, Nematoda, Chromadorea, Rhabditida, Trichostrongylidae.
AUGCAAGAUGAGUUUACAGCGAUAGAACCUAAACUCAACAUCUAUCACGACUGCAACGAUGGAAUCAUGAGCAAAUCAUAUGACAUUGCUAAAUACUAUAAAGAAAGAGCAAUAUGCUGCCGGCCCUUGUUUCUCCUGUGUUUUAUGCCUAUGGCAGCUGCACUUGGCAGAACCCAAGCUGUUGGUGUCAAAGGAGUUCUCAUAUGUAACGAUAAACCUGCGUCUGAUGUACAAGUGAAGCUCUACGAUGAAGAUAAGUUGAGCCCCGACGAGUUUAUGGCAGGAGGAAAGACUGACAGCAGUGGUCAUUUCGAAAUCAGUGGACAUGGCCGAUCGAGUUUAGCAGGCGAUCACGAGCCUAACCCAACAUCUAUCACGAACCUGCAAUGA